Hippopotamus amphibius kiboko is the source of this 2442-nucleotide messenger RNA. RefSeq names its product angiotensin II receptor type 1 (gene AGTR1). The transcript is spliced from 4 exons. Bases 436 to 1515 code for a protein of 359 amino acids. The record is from RefSeq and is a predicted model, not a curated record. Gene Ontology annotation, molecular function: angiotensin type II receptor activity. Gene Ontology annotation, biological process: G protein-coupled receptor signaling pathway; regulation of vasoconstriction; immune response. Gene Ontology annotation, cellular component: membrane. NCBI's taxonomy places the organism in Eukaryota, Metazoa, Chordata, Mammalia, Artiodactyla, Hippopotamidae.
CCCUGGAACCCUCAAAGCAGCAACGCCCCUCGCUAUAAAUUUGGAGCUGCCUCUUAGAGGAUGAUUCCAGCCCCUGUCAGCCCAGGGCCCCAGGCAGUGGACGACUGAGCGCCUGGGCGGACACACGACGAGCAGCUCUGCCGGCCGCGGCGGCGACUCAUGGGGAGGAACCCGGCCAGACCCCGGGAGUGAGGGCGCACCCCACACCAGCGCCGCCAGCUCGGCCAGACGUGGGCGCAGCGUGCCGAGUGGGGAUUUGAUACAUGAUAAAUUGGUCUGCAAUGGCUGAGGUUUUAUCUAAAUAAGUCACUGAAGCCAUCCCAGAAGGUCUGCAUCCAGUUCUGGAGGCUAGAAGUUCAAGAUCAAGGUGCCAGCAGGGUUGGUUUCUGGUGCCUUUGGCAUAGUGUCUGAGACCAACUAACCCAGGAGAUCAAAAUGAUCCUCAACUCUUCCACUGAAGAGGGUAUUAAAAGAAUCCAAGAAGACUGUCCCAAAGCUGGAAGGCACAAUUACAUAUUUGUCAUGAUCCCCACUUUAUAUAGUAUUAUCUUUGUGGUGGGAAUAUUUGGAAACAGCUUGGUAGUGAUUGUCAUUUACUUUUACAUGAAACUGAAGACUGUGGCCAGUGUUUUUCUUUUGAAUUUAGCACUGGCUGACUUAUGCUUUUUACUGACUUUGCCACUAUGGGCUGUCUACACUGCUAUGGAAUACCGCUGGCCCUUUGGCAAUUACCUAUGUAAGAUCGCUUCAGCCAGCGUCAGUUUCAACCUCUAUGCCAGUGUGUUUCUACUCACAUGCCUAAGCAUUGAUCGCUACCUGGCUAUUGUUCACCCAAUGAAGUCCCGCCUUCGGCGCACAAUGCUUGUGGCCAAAGUCACUUGCAUCAUUAUUUGGCUGUUGGCUGGCUUGGCCAGUUUGCCAACUAUAAUCCACCGCAAUGUAUUUUUCAUCGAGAAUAUCAAUAUCACAGUCUGUGCUUUCCAUUAUGAAUCCCAAAAUUCAACCCUCCCCGUAGGGCUAGGCCUAACCAAGAAUAUACUGGGUUUCUUGUUUCCUUUUCUGAUCAUUCUUACAAGUUAUACUCUUAUUUGGAAGACCCUAAAGAAGGCUUAUGAAAUUCAGAAGAACAAACCAAGAAAAGAUGAUAUUUUCAAGAUAAUUUUGGCAAUUGUGCUUUUCUUUUUCUUCUCCUGGGUUCCCCACCAAAUAUUCACUUUUCUGGAUGUAUUGAUUCAGUUGGGCAUCAUACAUGACUGUAAAAUUUCAGAUAUUGUCGACACCGCCAUGCCCAUCACUAUUUGCUUAGCUUAUUUUAACAAUUGUCUGAAUCCUCUCUUUUAUGGCUUUCUGGGGAAAAAAUUUAAAAAACAUUUUCUCCAGCUUCUGAAAUACAUUCCCCCAAAGGCCAAAUCCCACUCAACCCUGUCAACAAAGAUGAGCAUGCUUUCCUACCGCCUCUCAGAAAAUGGAAGCUCAUCAACCAAAAAGCCUGCCCCAUGUACUGAGGUUGAGUGACACACUUGAAACCUGUCUGUGAAGUCAUCUUGUGGAAGACGGAGCAAGAGAAACAUUCCUCUACAACACUUCACUACCAAAAAAAGCAUGAGCUACUUUUCAGAAUUAAAGAAGAAAAUGGAUUAUGUGGACUGAACUGACUUUUCUAAAGCUCUGAACAAAAGCUUUUCUUUCCCUUUGCAACUACACAAAGCAAAGCCACAUUUUGCCACACUUUGCAUUAGAUAGAUGGUGUCCACUCAAAGAACAAUGUCAGAAUCUGGAUGAGUGUGUUGAUUUGGGAAAUUUUACUGGUAGAAGUGCCAGCUCCCCAGUCUGCUCUUGUGCUGUUAUUUUUGAUUUCCACAUAAAGGUACUUAGAAUAUGUUAAAACUUGAGAGGAGCAACAGGAGAUCAGAGCUCAAGACUGCUCUGCCCAAUUUCCAAAGGGUAGCAAAGCUUUUGUGCUUAUUUAGCUAUUAGCAACUGUGGCCCACUUGUACCUGCUACUGCACAUUUUCUACCAAGACUUGCUAAGCAGUAGCUGUCAGGUUCCAGAAGCUUAUGUGAAAUUCAACCAGUGUCUUACAGAUUCACACUGCCAAAGUAUGCCAGCUAAAUGGCUUAUUUGUAUAACGAUGUUACUAAAGUCACAUAUAAAAAUUAAACUAUUUGUAAAGGUGUUAUUCUGGUUCCAGGUAGUAGUAUCUUCCUAGUCAUAUUAGUUUUAUUUCGUAUCUGAGAAGUAUAUAUAUUUUGUGGUAAAAAGAUUAUAUAUCAUAAAAUAUGCCUUACUGUUUUAAAGAGCAUAUAUUCUACCUGUAUAUGUGUAUCUCUAAACUGUUGUUACUUUAUUAAAAUCUGGCAAAGUUAUAUUCACAUUAAAAGGUUACUGUAAUGUAUUUAAUUUUCAUUACUUAAAAUAGAUGCUGACUUAUUUUUAAAACA